GUCACCUCAUCGAUCAUCGAUCGGGUAAUGAUGCAGGCGCCGAUGAAGGAACGUUGUGUAUAUGUCGCAGUGCACGGAGGGGCAGGAUAUCAUGGAGUUGCGUCAGAACAAGUUGUCAAGAGUGCUUUGAAACGUGCUUGUGCUCGAGCUUUGCGGGGAUCACCACUAGAUGACUCCUCUGCCCUUUCGGUUGUAGAGCGAGCCAUAGCUGUUCUUGAGGAUGAUGAAUACCUCAACGCAGGUUAUGGUUCCAAUCUCACAAUCGACGGCACUGUAGAAUGUGAUGCGGCUGUCAUGGACGGCUUGUCGGGAGAUUUUGGCAGCGUUGGUGCUGUUCCAGGACUAAAAAAUCCAAUAAAACUGGCAUCGGCAUUGUUGAGGCACUCUAGAGAACCUGACCCUCUUGGGCGCAUCCGCCCCAUGACUCUGGUCGCAUCCGGAGCACACUCGUUUGCAUUAUCGCAAGGUAUCCAAACCGUUGCUCCAAAUGAAAUGAUAUCACCGCGAGCGACACACGAGUGGCAGAAGUGGAAAUCGCGACUGGAUCACUCCGCUGAUGGCGACCCAGGGAGUUUGCCUCAAGACGCUAUGCAGGACACGGUUGGCGCGGUAGCCUGGGAUGAUGAAGGCAAUCUCGCUGCUGGUGUUUCAAGUGGUGGGCUGCUUCUAAAAUAUUCUGGUCGUAUCGGCGAAGCAGCUACCUUUGGAGCCGGGUGUUGGGCGCAGCAGUCGCGCACUGAACGUUCUGGGAUGGCAUGCAGUAUUUCUGGAGCAGGGGAGCACAUAAUGCGAGGCGGACUGGCCCGUGUGCUUGGCGAAGCCUUACAGUCCCAGCAAUCAGAUGAUGGCGAGCUUGACACCCACCACGUAUUGCUUCGAAUAUUAAAUCAGCAAUUUACUGAACCAUUGCAUCAACGAGGGGAGCAGAUGCCGAAUGCAGGAGUUUUGCUGUUAACCAAAGAACAAGGCGAAGAUGAUGAAGUAGUGCGCAAGUCAUCCGCAUAGUAUCUUAUUUGUUCGCCAGACAUAUUUAUUGCACAGCAAGGUUAUGGUGCGCGUUCACUACAGAAAGCAUGGCGGUCGCGUACGCAAACACCACCAAACGCUCACCUAAGGUAAUACUGGCAUACAAAAAUGACGGGUUGCUGAUUAUGACCAUGUGCAGGCAUCCAUUUUGCGUCGUCCAGCAUUGACUGACUCUGCCGUAAAUGCAGACAAGUCGUCAGUGUUCAUAACUGCACUGUCCAUUCACCGGUAGCAUCGUCCAGUGUGGUGCACUGUUUUUUAGAACUAAACUAGCUAUUGGAUCUUCA
Messenger RNA from Suillus discolor, 1313 nucleotides. RefSeq names its product nucleophile aminohydrolase. The record is from RefSeq and is a predicted model, not a curated record. Gene Ontology annotation, biological process: protein maturation. Gene Ontology annotation, molecular function: threonine-type endopeptidase activity. The coding region runs from base 28 to 1005 and encodes 325 amino acids. The transcript has 10 exons. Lineage: Eukaryota; Fungi; Basidiomycota; Agaricomycetes; Boletales; Suillaceae.